Molecule: messenger RNA, 1404 nt
Organism: Triticum dicoccoides
Lineage: Eukaryota; Viridiplantae; Streptophyta; Magnoliopsida; Poales; Poaceae
Exons: 3
Coding region: 270-1145 (291 amino acids)
Source: RefSeq, a predicted model, not a curated record
UCGCGACACCAGUUUCGUCCGGAGAGCUCGCCGGCGGGACAUGGCCUUGCAGCGGCCUUCGGCAUCGCCAUACCAGUUGAAGCCCCUUCGCUAGUUGGGCCUUCGGCUCGCCUCUCUGAAGCCCCUUCCCUGUUUCGUAGCCAACUUCCCUCAACGAGCUCGCCGGUGCGAAGUUGAAGGCUGCUCGCCGUCCCUCCUUCCCACUCGGACUUCCUCCUCUCUGUCACCAGUCUUCGGCUCAGACUCUACCUCUCUCUGCACCGGCUAUAAUGUAUACGAAGAUUGGUGCCUCGGUGGAAGUUUCAUGGGAGAAUCGACUUUACAAGGGCCGUUACAUUCUGCCAAGGCCUAUGCAGCAAGGGCGUUUCCCCACCUGUGUGUUCUUUAGCUUCACCAAGGGAGGGCAGCUGGUGAUACAUCGGUCAUUUGCCGACAAGUACCAGAACCCGAAGAUUCAGUGUGAUAUCUUGCUGGAUCCUGAAUCAGUGGCUCGAGAGUUCGUGGUCAUGAAUGGCGGCCAACGGUGGGACUGGAAUUUCCUCCGUAAGGACAAGGAUCGUCUGGAUAGGCCAGCUGCAGCAGCAUGUCUCAUGACUGAGGUAGGAGCAGAUGGCGAGAGUUCAAGAUGGGAAGGCAAAAGGAAAGUAGCAGUGGAUAAAUGCACUUAUCUCGGUCAUAAGCCAAGCUUCGAUGAGGUGAAGUGUUUGCUUGACACUGGCAAGGCCGUGAUGGCGGGAAUGAUCUGCGGCCCUGAUUUCGAUGGACUUGGACCUGAUGAGAUUUAUUCCUGCUCACCACAGUAUGUGUGGAGAAAUGGCAAAAGGCGCCUAGCUGAGGGUUUCGAGAAGCACAUGAUUCUUCUGAUUGGCCACGCCAAACAUGAUGAAUCGGGGUCUAUCUACACGCCCUUCCUCAACUCUCAUGGUUGUUCAUUUGGAGGGGGAGGAAUUGGCCGUGUGUUCUUUGAUGAUCUGAGGUGCUUUUAUGUGAUGGAUACCAAAUACCCUCCCAAGAUCAUUGACAAGGAAUCUUCUCCUUCCAAGCUGAGAUUGGGUCAUGAUGAACAGAAAAGGGAUGCUGGUUUGGCCAAAACAGAGGAUGGGAAGGGAAGCGGCAAAUACGUUGUACCUGCUAGGCGUCAGUAGAGUACACACUCAGGACUGGAUGCUAGACGCUCACAAUGAUCAAGCUGUACUCAACUGAUGAGUAGUCUUUUUUUGCAUGUGAAACUAAUGAGUUCAAGAUUUUGGUGUGAUUUUCGGAGUGGCUGGAAUAGUUCUUUGGCUCUUGAAUUAACACUGGCAUGAAAAAAUGAUUGUCAUUGUAAAUUCAAAUGGAUGGAUUGGUUUGUAAUCAGUUCAGAAUUUAUUAUUCCAAUCAAACUAUUGGUCUGACCAUUUUGCU